Papilio polytes (common Mormon) is the source of this 708-nucleotide messenger RNA. RefSeq names its product acyl-CoA Delta(11) desaturase-like. Gene Ontology annotation, cellular component: endoplasmic reticulum membrane. Gene Ontology annotation, biological process: unsaturated fatty acid biosynthetic process. The coding region runs from base 1 to 675 and encodes 224 amino acids. The record is from RefSeq and is a predicted model, not a curated record. Lineage: Eukaryota; Metazoa; Arthropoda; Insecta; Lepidoptera; Papilionidae. Gene Ontology annotation, molecular function: iron ion binding; stearoyl-CoA 9-desaturase activity. The transcript is spliced from 4 exons.
AUGUCUGGAAAAGUAGACAUAAAACCGGGUUCGUCUAUUAGUGAAAUUUUACGUGGAUUCGAGAAACAAUUAGGUUUUAAAAAUGAAAUAAAAUGGUCAACUGCAAUUCCUAUAGUUUUGUAUCACGUAUUAGCUGUGUAUUGGUGCUAUCAUUAUGCUUUCCCUGUGAAAUGGCAGACGCUGCUUUUCGAAACUAAUACAAUUUCAGCUAUAGUAAUAUACUUUAAUUACUUUAAGCUGAUGUUCUGCUACAUCUUGCCGACGACGUUGGGGAUUUGGCUGUGGGGAGAACAGUGGCGCUGCGCGGUUGCAUGGCAAUGCUUCAUACGAUUUCUCGGCAUGUUCCAUAGCGAGCUGACUGUUAAUAGCCUAGCUCAUGCAUACGGAUACAGGCCGUAUAAUAAGAAUAUAAUACCGAGGGAAAACCGUUUCGUGGCGACGUGUACACUCGGCGAGGGCUGGCAUAACUAUCACCACGCAUUUCCAUUCGACUACAAAGCCGCGGAGCACUUUGAUGCAUUCAACUUUUGCACCACUUUUAUAAAUGGCUUCAAAUGGCUCGGCUGGGCGUACGACCUGCGCGAAGCUACACCGCAGAUGAUCAAUGGACUGGCGAAUAGACUCGGCGACGGAACACCGCUGCAUUACCCACUCGCUGAACAAACAGACGACUGAAUACUGCAUAGUUUUAAAUACGUUUAACAUUAA